Molecule: messenger RNA, 4497 nt
Organism: Panonychus citri (citrus red mite)
Lineage: Eukaryota; Metazoa; Arthropoda; Arachnida; Trombidiformes; Tetranychidae
Gene: Polr3A
Product: DNA-directed RNA polymerase III subunit RPC1-like
Biological process (GO): DNA-templated transcription
Molecular function (GO): DNA binding; DNA-directed RNA polymerase activity
Source: RefSeq, a predicted model, not a curated record
AGUGUAAAUAAUGUUAAUUGUUUAUUUGUUUUCUAAAAUCAUGUCGGAAUAAUUUGUCACAAUUAACUUUUCAUUUGUAACACUUGUUGAUUUGUUUUUUCUUCAAUGGAAAAGGAACAAUAUAGAGAAAGUCGCCAAGGCUUGAAGAUAAGUCAUCUAUGUUUUGGUAUCCCGAGUUCGUUUCAAAUUCAAAAGCAAAGUCAAAUUCAAUGUGUCAAUAAAACUCUGUACGAUGAUCAAUUAGCUCAAGAAAAUAAAUCAGCUGCUUAUGGUGUCCUCGAUCAUCGUCUCGGUACAAGUCAAAAUGGACAAAAAUGUGAAACAUGUGGUGAUGGUUUAGCAGAAUGUGUCGGUCACUUUGGUCAUAUUGAUCUUGUUCUGCCGGUGUUUCAUGUUGGAUAUUUUCGCUUCAUCUUAUCCAUUUUACAGACAAUUUGUAAAAGAUGUGCUCGAGUCCUUCUUUCAGCUGAUGAUCGGAUUAAAUUUAUGAACCACCUGAGAAAACCUGAACUUAGUUACCUGGAGAAGAAAAGUUUACACAAACAAAUUUGCGAUAAAUGUAAAAAAGUUAAAGUCUGUUCUUUUUGUGGACUUGCAAAUGGUACAGUUAAAAAGGCCGGUCUCUAUAAAAUCGCUCAUCUUAUUCCUAAGCCAACCACAGGUAGAAAGGAUAAAACCGUGGAAGAAGAUCUCUCAGCGGAAUUGUUAAGUUUCAUCGAAGAGAACAAAGAAAUGGAGGAACAUAUUCGCCGAUGUAAAGCUGAGCUUUUAGAUCCACUUCGUGUACAAAAUUUAUUCAAAGAAAUUCCAACCAACGAUUAUUGUUACUUGUUGAUCAAAGAUUUUGAUCCAAUUGAUCUUAUUCUAACCAAAAUUCCAGUUCCUCCUUCAUGUAUACGACCAUCGGUUCUCAAUGAACUAGAAUCAGGAUCAAAUGAAGAUGAUUUAACAAUCAAAUUGAGUGAGAUCAUUGUUGUAAAUGAUUUGAUACAGAAAAGACGAUCAAGUGGUGCAAGUAUUGCAAUGCUGAUUGAAGUUUGGGAAUUUCUUCAACUACAAAUCGCCCUUUAUAUCAACAGUGAAACCUCAGGUAUCCCCAUGAAUAUGAGACCCAAAAAACUGGGCCGUGGACUCGUUCAACGUUUAAAAGGUAAACAUGGUCGAUUUCGAGGUAACCUUAGCGGUAAACGGGUUGACUUUUCAUCACGAAGUGUAAUUUCACCAAAUCCAAAUUUAAAAAUCGACGAGGUCGGUGUACCCAAACAUAUUGCCAAAAUUUUAACAUUUCCAGAGAAAGUGACACCCGCUAAUAUAAACAAGAUGAAACAAUUAGUUAGAAGGGGAGCUGAUGAACAUCCUGGUGCUAAUUUUAUCGAGGACAAAAAGUCCGGUAAUAAAAUAUUUUUAAAAUAUGCUAACCGUAGGAAAAUUGCCGCUGACCUUAAAUUCGGGGAUGUAAUUGAAAGACACAUGGACGACGGAGAUGUCGUUAUGUUCAACCGUCAACCCUCCCUUCAUAAACUCAGUAUCAUGUCACAUAAGGCUAAAAUUCAUGAACAUCGAACCUUCCAGUUCAACGAGUGUGUCUGUACCCCUUACAAUGCAGAUUUUGACGGAGAUGAGAUGAAUUUACAUUUACUCCAAACCGAAGAGGCCAAAGCCGAAGCAUAUAUUUUAAUGGGAAUCUUAUCGAACAUAAUUACACCCAGAAAUGGUGAACCACUGAUCGCUGCUAUACAAGAUUUUAUCACCGGAGGUUAUUUACUUACACAAAAAGACUCAUUUUUUGACCGAUCCAAAACAUGCCAACUAAUUAGUACAAUUUUAGGUGAUAAACAAGGGGUAUCAAAAAUAACCCUUCCUCAUCCAUGUAUAUUUAAACCUAAACCCCUUUGGAGUGGUAAACAAAUAUUCAGUUUAAUAUUGAAACCAUUUCGAGAUGGUAAACCUGGUCUAGAUUUACGAACUAAAUCAAGAAAUUAUUCGGGUAAAAAUGAAGAGUUUUGUGCAAAUGAUGGAUUUGUUACCAUAAGAAACAGUCAACUCCUUUGUGGUACCAUGGAUAAGGCUACUCUUGGUUCCGGAAGUAAAACCAAUGUAUUUUAUAUAAUGUUGCGGGAUCUUAGCCCAUCCGAGGCUGGUAUGGCCAUGUGGAGAUUAGCUCGUGUUACAAGUUAUUACCUUGCUAAUCAUGGUUUCUCCCUUGGAUUAGAAGAUGUUACACCCACUGAGCUUUUACUUUCAUCUAAAAAAAAUUUACUAACAACAGGAUAUCGUAAAGUAAAUGAAUACAUUUCUGAUCUACGAGAUGGUAAACUUGAACGAUUACCUGGACAAUCUGAUGAGGCAACACUGGAAUCAAUGAUACUUAAAGAAUUAUCUGUUAUUCGUGAUCAUGCUGGUAAAAGUUGUCUCAGAGAAUUAUCAUCAACCAAUGCAGCCUUAAUCAUGGCGAUGUCAGGAUCAAAAGGAUCACUUAUCAAUGUAUCACAAAUGGUUGCCUGUGUUGGUCAGCAAGCGAUUAGAGGUGGACGAGUACCUGAUGGAUUUGGAGGUAGAUCACUGCCACAUUUUGGUUAUAAGGAUAAAUCGCCUUUGGCUAAAGGAUUUGUUGAGAAUAGUUUUUAUUCUGGACUAACGGUUACCGAAUUUUUUUUCCACACAAUGGCCGGUCGUGAGGGUUUACUGGACACUGCGGUAAAAACUGCUGAAACUGGUUACAUGCAGAGACGAUUAGUUAAAGCAUUGGAAGAUCUUGUCUCCCAUUAUGAUGGAUCAGUACGUAAUUCUCGUGGAGAGGUAAUCCAAUUUAUCUAUGGAGAUGAUUCCCUUGAUCCAGCUUGCAUGGAGGAUAAUGAUAAGCCUGUUAAUUUUGAUCGGAUGAUGUUACAUGUGUCAACAACUCACCCGAAUGAUACUGAACCCUCACUUGAUCCAGAAACUAUUGUAUCCAAGUCGAGAGAGCAAAUUGAUCGUUGGUCAAACAAUAUCUCGAACUCAUUUAAAAAUGAAUUAACAUUUUAUAUCAAAGAAUUGGCCACCAAAUUGGUUAAUUUUCGUAUGCAAUUUAAACGGGAAGUUUAUGAUCAAGUUUAUGGUCAAGUUGGUCGAUUAACGGAAACUCAAUUAAUGCAAUUUCUGGCCUGCUGUGAAGAUAAAUAUCUUCGUGCCAAAUUAGAACCGGGAACCGCUGUUGGUGCAAUUUGUGCUCAAUCUAUUGGUGAACCUGCCACUCAGAUGACACUUAAAACUUUUCACUUUGCUGGUGUUGCUUCAAUGAAUAUUACUCAAGGUGUCCCUCGAAUCAAAGAGUUAAUUAAUGCCAAUAAAACAAUUUCAACGCCCGUUAUUCGUGCAGCAUUGUUAGACCCUAAGAACGGCGAGGAGGCUCGAGCUGUGAAAAUGAGACUCGAGAAAACAACUUUAGGUCAAAUUUGCGAAUUUAUCGAAGAAGUCAUUUUACCUGAUGAUUGUUUCAUUCUCAUAAAACUUUACAUUGACAGGAUUAAAUUAUUAAAGCUCGAGGUUGACGUACAUUUGAUUUCAAUGAUUCUCACUAGAACUCUUAAGAUUCAAUCUCAUCGUAUCAAAAUUCAUGGUCGUAAUUUGAUUCAAGUUUAUUCCAGUUCACCAUCUGAAUUAUGGCAAUUACGUGAAUCAAUUUGUGGAGUUGUGGUGAAAGGAAUACCCACCUUGAAACGAGCUGCUAUUCGUAUCGAAGGUGAAAACAUGAAUUCUAAACAUUAUUUGAUGAUUGAAGGUGAAGGACUUCGAGAUGUGAUGGCUACUUAUGGGGUAGAUCCAAGGCAUUCCUAUUCAAACAAUGUCAUGGAAAUUGCCGCUUGUCUUGGAAUCGAAGCUGCUCGAGCUGCGAUAAUUAAAGAAAUUAAAGUUACUAUGGAAAAUCACGGUAUUAGUAUCGAUUCUCGUCAUCUUAAGCUUCUUGCCGAUACUAUGACCUAUCGAGGGGAAGUCUUGGGAAUUACAAGGUUCGGUCUUGCAAAGAUGAAAGAAUCGGCUCUUAUGCUCGCAUCGUUCGAGAAAACAGCUGAUCAUUUGUUCGAUGCCGCUUAUUUUAGUCAAGAAGAUCCGAUUCUUGGUGUGUCCGAAUCGAUCAUCUCUGGAAUGCCCAUUCGUAUUGGAACUGGAUUCUUUGACCUUAUUAAGAAACAAGAUUUUGACACGACUCCAUCUAAAUACUUUGAACGGAAACUGAUCUUCAAUGACGAUGAACUUCAUGAACCUUUUAACUACGAUGUCGAUCCGAGAUAUUUUCAAGAAUCCUAAUCUCCAUUUGGAAUCAAACAAACUUCUAAAUUGAAGUGAUCAAGAUAAAACUCAUUACGUCUCAUUUAAAAAUCAUUAUUUCAUUUAAUCUAAUCAUCUUAACUAAUCAUUGGAUUAAUUUUAUUCUCGUUAAAAAGUCUUUUUUUUCUAUGUAUUUAAUGAUCAACCUGUGGCCUUAAUCACAGAAUUAAAUUAUUUCAGUCCAUCUAA